Messenger RNA from Entamoeba dispar SAW760, 3708 nucleotides. RefSeq lists its product as uncharacterized. The coding region runs from base 1 to 3708 and encodes 1235 amino acids. The record is from RefSeq and is a predicted model, not a curated record. NCBI's taxonomy places the organism in Eukaryota, Evosea, Mastigamoebida, Endamoebidae. The transcript has a single exon.
AUGAAUGAAGAAAGAAAUGAUCCAAUUCAAGUUGUUAAAAUUGAACAACCAAUAGAUACUAUUACCAUAUUAAGUUCUUCUACUUGUUCAUGUUUAUUACAAAAUAAUAUUUUAUUAUUUGGAAAGAAAGGUAUGAUGACUGCUAUUUCAUUAGACAAAAAUAAAAUGACUGUGUUACAUCAAUACUCAUUUAGUGGAACAAUAGAACAAAUGUGGUAUCACCAACAAAUGCAUUUACUUAUCUGUUUAAUUAAUAGUAAGCUUGAAUCAUUUCAAGUUGACUUAAAUAAAAAAGCAUCAAAUGAAGUAUUUAAACGCAUUACUACAAAACAAAUUAAAAAUACUGGACCGUUUGAAUGUUUUAGUACAUUUGUACGUAAAGGAGUAGUUUUUAUUGCUGCUGUAGAUACAAAAAAGAAGUCAUCAAUAACACUGAUUGAAUCCAAAACCGAUGGAAUAUUUUAUAAAGAGACUAAAGUUUGGAAUGCAGAAGAUAAAAUUGUUGGAUGUAAUUUUGUUAAUCAAAAUUUAGUUAUUGUUUAUUCCAACAAAAUACAAAUUAUUACAUUCUUUGGUAAAAGUGAAACUAUUUGUAAUAAGUCUAUUAAUCCAUUUAAAGGUAAACCAAGAUUUUUAGAAUUACAAUUAAAUCAAAUUCUUGUUCAUACAGGAAAUUGUGUUUAUUCAAUUGAAGAAGAUACAGUAAAUUUAGUUCCUAGUGAUUAUUCUGUUAUUACAAUAAGUAAAAUGUCUCCAUUUAUUUUCUUUAUGCUAGAAUUUGCACACAAUAAAUUUUAUAUUACUUAUAGAUUAGAACCAAUGACACAUACCUCACCACAUUCAUUAGAUUUUAGAAGACCUGAAUAUUAUAAAGGAAGUUAUAUGCAUGAAGCUGUACCAGUAUUUAUCAGUGGUACAAAUAAACAAUUAAUUUAUUUUACUCCAAAUCCUAAAUGGUAUGAAUCUGCAAUUCAAAAUGGACAUUACCAAAGUGCAAUUGAAUUUAUUACGUUAUUAGGAAAUAAUGCAGAUGACCAUUCAGAACAAUUUAAGCGAUGUGCUUAUACAUUAGGAGUAAUGAAUAAAAUUAUUGAAUUUUAUAAAAAUGAAGAAAACAGAACAUGUGAAAAUAUUAUAACUAUUUUAAAUGAUUUUAAAAUGGGUGGAAUUAGUCCAAAGAAUAUAUUAGUCUUUUUAGAAUUAUUUUUAUUCCAUGAUUUUAUUACAGACCUUCAUACAUUAUUUCAAGAUUGGUUUACUGUUUCUAUUGAAAAUUGGAAGAAAGAUAUGGUUAAAACCUUCCCUGGACAACUUGUAAAAAAUCUUCAAGAUGCUUUAGAAGAAGUUAUUAAAGAAAAAAAUACUGCAUUAAAAAAUAGUAAAAGUGUUCCAUUACAAAAUCGUUUUAAUUCAGAAGGACAUUCUACAAAAGAAAUUAUUCAAGCUAUUGUUACUUAUCUCAUGGCAGUAAAAUCACAAAUCGUUAACAAAGAACAAAUCGAUGGAGAAACAAGUGAAGAAAGAGAAAUAUUUUAUACAUCAUUAGUAGUUAUUGUUUAUUAUCUCUCACCUAAUUCUAAAGAAAUGCUUGAAUUAUUACAAAAUACUAAAUUCCUUUUUAAAACAGUUAUCUUAAAAAUUUUAGAAGAGAAUACAACAAUUAACAAAAAGUUACUUAUUGAGUAUUAUAUUUCUCAAAACCAUAUUGAUGGAGUAUUUAAUAUUAGUGGAAUUAGUUAUUAUGAUAAAAGAAAUGCAGUAAUUCGUAUAUUACAAAAGAAAGAAAAUGGUGAUAGAAAUAAAAUUUAUAAAAAAAUUGAAGAACUUAUUGAAGAAAAAAUAGAAAAUAACGGUGGAAGAAAAUUUAUUGAAGAAAAUAAUAUGAAAUUACAAGACGAAUUAUAUUUAAUUUUUGGGAAAGAAAAAUCAGUAUUAGAUCUUGAUGAAAUUUGUAAUAUUAUUGAAGGGUGGGAAUUUGGUAUUAAAGAAGAAAAUGAAAUAAAUGAAUUUAGAAGUAGAUUAAGUUGUUUAUAUUGUUUAAAAUGUUAUAAAGAACAAGGAGAAACAGAAGAACUUGGUAAAGAAGUUAUUGGUAAGUAUAUUAUUCAUAUUGGAUAUGCCUCAAUAAAUAAUAUCAUAUUAACUGAAGAAUAUAUUAAAUCGUUUAUUGAAAUAUCAAAUAAAUAUCCUUCUGUUGUAGAAAAAAUUAAUUAUUCAAUAAUUAGUCCAUUGUAUUAUAAAAUUAGAGCUUGUAUUGGUCUUGUUCAACACCAAGAAUUAAUGCCAAUGUUAUUACAAAUUUGUAAAGAAUUAAGAGGACAAGAAGAAAUUUUAGAUAAUAUUUAUAAUGAUUCGUUUAAUCAAUUAGUCAAAUUCAUGUUAAAUUUAUUUAAUCAAAAAAAAAUUACACAUAGUAUAACUAAUGAAUCAUUAAUGACAUUGUUAUAUUCUCCUUCUAUUCAAAAGGUUCUUAAAGAAGAAUACAUUCCUUUGUCUCGUGUUAAUAAUUUGUUUGCUGAAAUUUCACUUAUUAUCUUUACAUCAACAAAUCCUAUUGAAGUUUAUCAUCAAAUCCAUCAACAAAUUGUUGAAGAUCAUCUUCCAGGUACAGUUAUUAGAUUUAUAUGGGAUCUUGCUGAUCCAACAACACUACCUAUUAAAGGAGGAGAUGAAGAAAUUAAAGAAGAACUAAAAAUAUUUGAAGGUGAUGAAGAUAGACAAAGUAUUUUAGAAGGAAUUAUUGGAUAUUUAGAAAAGAAAAAGACUAAAAAACCAGAAGGAAUGUUAUUAACUGAUUGUUAUCUUGAAUACUUAAAAAUUGCUACUAGUGAUAGAUUAAAUGCUACAUCUAAAUUAAAUGAUCAAAUGCAAAAUACUCCGUUAUUACAAAAACAUAUUGAAAAAGAUUAUGAUAAAUUACCUUGGAUAUUACGUUGUAGAAUUCAACAUACUAAAUGUAAAUAUAAAGGAUUAUUAGAAUAUUUUAAACAAAUGGAAAAUCAGUAUUCACCUACAUUUGCUGAAGAUUCUUUUUGUGAAUUAGAUAAUUUUAUUAGAAGAUUUGAUUGUACAUUUAAUUUCGAUGGAACUUCAGGAAGUAUUGCUAAAAUGGUUAGAUUAAUUAGACAAAAUUAUCGUCCAUUCAAUAAAGUUCAUCCAAAUCAUAUUGGAGCUGAAACAAUUAUGUAUUGUGUUUGUCAAAUGAAUAUCAGUACAAAUACUUCUGCUUUAUUAUCUUUUUUGGUUCAUUUAUUAUUAGAGAAAGACAAUAAAUCAUUUAAUAAUCCAUUUCCAAUUUCAUUUGCAUUAGAAUUAUAUGGUCGAUUCUAUCCUAUUAUUCCUUUAAAAUUUACUGAAGGUGAAUUUAAGUGGCUUGGUGUUAAAUUUGAUACAUUUGAUUUAAAUAUUAAUAUCGAAACUUGUUUAUUCAACAAGAUGCUUGAUCGUGUAGAAAGUUUUGAUGAUUUACAAAUUUUACUUCCUGCCAUUUAUUCUUAUGCUCGAAAAUAUUUCUACCUUUCUAUUUAUUCAAAUGCUAUUAAAGGAUUAACCAUAAAUUCUAAUAAACGUUAUGAAAUUAUUGAUCGCAAAACAGUUUGUUACAAAUGUCAUGACCAAAUAUCAGCUACAAGUGCUUUUGUAGUGAACAAUGGCCAAUAUGCUCAUGAAGAUUGCAAUGAAUUAAACCUUGAAAACCCAAUUAAUUGA